AGCUCUUCCUCUCGCUCGCGCCUCGCUCUCAGAAACUCCCAAUCCAGACACAGGCAAGGCGCUGUCCUUUCAGCACCACAAGCUCGGGCUGAGGAGGGAGGACUCCUGGUCGUCCUCCUCCUCUUCAAAUUGGCUUGAAUCUGCUUUGACCCCCCAAGAGUGCAGCACAGUCUGGGAAGAAAGGCAUAAGGAUGGUGAAGCUGAACAGUAACCCCAGUGAGAAGGGAACCAAGCCGCCUUCGGUUGAGGAUGGCUUCCAGACCGUCCCUCUCAUCACUCCUUUGGAGGUUAACCACUUACAGCUGCCUGCUCCGGAAAAGGUGAUUGUGAAGACAAGAACAGAGUAUCAGCCUGAACAGAAGAACAAAGGGAAGUUCCGGGUGCCGAAAAUCGCCGAAUUUACGGUCACCAUUCUUGUCAGCCUGGCCCUCGCUUUCCUUGCCUGCAUCGUGUUUCUGGUGGUUUACAAAGCCUUCACCUAUGACCACAGCUGCCCAGAGGGAUUUGUCUAUAAGCACAAGCGUUGUAUCCCGGCCUCCCUGGAUGCUUACUACUCAUCCCAGGACCCCAACUCCAGAAGCCGCUUCUACACGGUCAUCAGCCACUACAGCGUGGCCAAGCAGAGCACUGCUCGGGCCAUUGGGCCAUGGCUGUCGGCGGCUGCUGUCAUCCAUGAGCCCAAGCCUCCCAAGACCCAGGGCCAUUAGAGGCCCACCCCCAGCCAGAAUGGGGGGCACACAGGGGGACCCCCUGUUGGCUAAGCCAAGCUCCAGUUAUAAGACACCACUGUACUCCUGGGAUAUGGGGGUGGGGGUGGGG
Messenger RNA from Canis lupus familiaris (dog), 819 nucleotides. It is a transcript of the gene NSG2, whose product is annotated as neuronal vesicle trafficking associated 2. Gene Ontology annotation, cellular component: membrane; endosome. Gene Ontology annotation, biological process: G protein-coupled dopamine receptor signaling pathway; clathrin coat assembly; endosomal transport. Lineage: Eukaryota; Metazoa; Chordata; Mammalia; Carnivora; Canidae. Gene Ontology annotation, molecular function: clathrin light chain binding. The coding region runs from base 192 to 707 and encodes 171 amino acids. The transcript has 5 exons. The record is from RefSeq and is a predicted model, not a curated record.